This is a messenger RNA of Lactuca virosa, 2359 nucleotides long. NCBI's taxonomy places the organism in Eukaryota, Viridiplantae, Streptophyta, Magnoliopsida, Asterales, Asteraceae. The record is from the annotation of a GenBank genome assembly.
CACCCUUGCAAUCAUUGUCCUAUUGCCCUCUCUCCUCCACAAAUAUAUCUCUCACUCUCCCCCACCCUCGCCUGUCUCUUACGCCACUUUCCUCGCCCACUUCUCCGCCGCACACGGUCCAAUCCACUCUCUCCGGCAGCUACUUACCCUCAAACUCAUGUCCAGAAUGUCAUUUCACAGGAAUCAUUAAAAUAUUAUUAAUCAGUUAAAUUUGUUGAAAAUUAGUCUGGAGUUGAUGGAGCUGAACAAUCUGAGGGUCGAAUCACAUGUAGCGCAGAAAAACCGGCGACGUAAAUUGAGAUUUCAGCAAAGCUCCGGUGACCUGAAUAACCAACAUCCACUUCAUGACCACCCUCAGUUCGAACCCAAAGAUAUACACCGACCCUUUUCAUACAACACCAAUGUCUUCCCUUCCGAAAUGUUCAAUUCCGUUGCUAGGAAUCCACAUCUGCUGUUACCUUCCGGCCAUGGUUUUGUAUCCCAUGACCAAGAUUCUAGUCCAGGUUCAAGUUCGGCUUUGGGUUUGGGUUCUUCGGAGAGGAUGUUGAUAAGUUCCAGUGGUGGUGGUGGUUUUGUUAAUUUGGCGAAUCCACAGAAUUGUAACGACUGGAAAACUGUUGUUUCUUCGCAACAAGCUGCAGCCAGUGAUCAUUGGAAUUUAAUUAGCUAUUCGAAUGCUGCUGCUGCUUCGACGAGUAUUGAUCAAAGGAACUUGAAUUCAGGCUGCUAUGGCUACCAACAAGAUGUGCACAGUGUUCCGGCGUUUGGUUCUUCUCCUUUUUACCAUAACACCCUUCAACAAGAUCAAGUCACUCUUGCCCAACUUCCUCAUAGCAAGGACGAUUCCGUGAUGAAUCAGUCAAUUCCAUGUUGGAUGAACAAUUCUGAUCAUGAAUCGGGUCUUUUAGCAAACCGAGUUCAUGAAACAACAAUGGCUGCAAAUGAGGGUAACUGCAACACUCAAGCCUUAUCUUUAUCACUUUCAUCAGUCCCACACCUUAAAGAUGAUCAACCCAAUCUACAAUCGGGUCAAAAACCUUUAAAGUCGGAUCUAUUACCACCCAACUCCGAUCCUAAAUCUUUCAUGGGCGUUUCAUCUAUCGGUCACCGGAAUACCGGUCCACUGGGUCCGUUCACCGGGUACGCUACAGUUCUAAAGAAUUCCAAGUAUUUGAAGCCUGCACAAGAACUGUUGAACGGGAAUUGUGAUGUAGGGGGUCAGGAUCUUGUUCAAGCAAGUCAUGAUGUUUACUCCCACAAAAUUCUUGAAGAAGAAAUGAGUCGUGCUUUCAGUUCUUCGGAUGCUUCAGAAGAUCCUAUCAGUAGCCGAAACAAUAACUCCGGUUCUGAAUCUCUCCGUCCAGAAUUUCAUCGGAAGAAGGCCAGGUUGCUAUAUAUGCAGGAAGAGGUAUGCAGAAGGUACAAGCAGUAUCUGCAGCAAAUGCAGAUGGUGAUUUCAGCUUUUGAAACAGUAGCAGGACUGAGUACCUCAACACCUUACGUUUGUUUAGCUCUCAAGGCGGUUUCCCGGCAUUUUCACUGUGUAAAGAACGUGAUUUCCGAUCAACUGUCACAAAUGAAGAAGAUGAUGGGAGAGACCAUGUCCAUGAGUGGUAAUAAAGCAGCUUGUGAUCCUGAUUAUGUGACAUCUACUUCUCGCCUGAAAUCCAUUGACCAGAGACUUGAAAAAUCCGGUGGUGGUUCUGCCGCAUUCUUUGCAUCACAACAACCGGUGUGGAGGCCUCAAAGAGGUCUCCCUGAACGCGCUAUCUCAGUUCUUAAAACCUGGCUUUUCGAUCAUUUCCUUCACCCGUACCCUUCGGAUGCAGACAAGCAUAUGUUGGCUACUCAAACUGGCUUAACCAGAAACCAGGUUUCAAACUGGUUCAUAAAUGCAAGAGUUCGAAUUUGGAAACCAAUGGUGGAAGAAAUACACACCCUUGAAACCAAAGGCUUGGCUGAACCGAACCAACCAGAUGGUCAGGAACCUAACCGGAUCGACAUGGGUUCGUUACCAAACUCGCAGCAACAAGAAUAUUCAAGAAACAAUGGGAUCUUAACAGUAGUAAAUGAUCAUGAUCAUGAUCAAUCAAAUGACCAUGAGAAACAAGCUACUGAUAGACCCGAAUACAACCAGAUGCAGGCAUUAACCAGUAUGGACCGGCUCAUGAACAUUAUCCCUUACCCUCGAGCCACAUUUGAUGCAAGUGGGUUGGGUCCGGUUUCUCUUACUUUGGGACUUAGACAAAAUGCUGAGCAUGUUCAGCAGUUGCAGCAACAUUUUGGAGGAGAUAGAGAAGGAGAUACGGUUUUAAUUGAUGGUAAACCUCAUCUUUUUUUUUUGUUCCAAUAUGCUUAA